Callithrix jacchus (white-tufted-ear marmoset) is the source of this 14585-nucleotide messenger RNA. The record is from RefSeq and is a predicted model, not a curated record. Lineage: Eukaryota; Metazoa; Chordata; Mammalia; Primates; Cebidae.
AUGGCCUCCCUGCAUGCGUCCUGCCUGGUGGCCCAAUUCAGCAUCCACACUUAUGCCAGCCAGUGCCCUGUCCCUCCCCCACCCUUCCAAUGCUCCAGGCUGCCCAGAGCGAGAGCUGCCUUGAGUCUAGGGCAGGGAGCCCAGAGCGAGGCUGGAGCUGCGAUUGGUGAAGCAGCCGCAGUCACCUGCGACCGGGGCCGGGAGAGGCUGGACGUUCUGCGCGUGGGUGACGUCCAUGCUGUGGUCUGUGUUCAGACCUGCAGAACCAGUGUCCUGGCCGCGUGGACACGACCCCCAGCUGGAGAACCAGUGUCCGGCCGUGUGGACGCCACCCCCAGCUGGAGAACCAGUGUCCUGGCCGCGUGGACACGACCCCCAGCUGGAGAACCAGUGUCCUGGCCUCGUGGACGCCACCCCCAGCUGGAGAACCAGUGUCCGGCCGCGUGGACACGACCCCCAGCUGGAGAACCAGUGUCCUGGCCUCGUGGACGCCACCCCCAGCUGCAGAACCAGUGUCCGGCCACGUGGACGCCACCCCCAGCUGGAGAACCAGUGUCCUGGCCGCGUGGACACCACCCCCAGCUGGAGAACCAGUGUCCGGCCUCGUGGACACCACCCCCAGCUGGAGAACCAGUGUCCUGGCCGCGUGGACACGACCCCCAGCUGGAGAACCAGUGUCCGGCCGCGUGGACACGACCCCCAGCUGGAGAACCAGUGUCCGGCCGCGUGGACACCACCCCCAGCUGGAGAACCAGUGUCCGGCCUUGUGGACGCCACCCCCAGCUGGAGAACCAGUGUCCGGCCGCGUGGACACCACCCCCAGCUGGAGAACCAGUGUCCGGCCUUGUGGACGCCACCCCCAGCUGCAGAACCAGUGUCCGGCCGCGUGGACACCACCCCCAGCUGGAGAACCAGUGUCCGGCCUUGUGGACGCCACCCCCAGCUGCAGAACCAGUGUCCGGCCGCGUGGACGCCACCCCCAGCUGGAGAACUAGUGUCCGGCCUUGUGGACACCACCCCCAGCUGCAGAACCAGUGUCCGGCCGCGUGGACGCCACCCCCAGCUGGAGAACCAGUGUCCGGCCGCGUGGACGCCACCCCCAGCUGGAGAACCAGUGUCUGGCCCCGUGGACGCCGUCUUCGCCUGGAGAACCAGUGUCCAGCCGCGUGGACACCACCCCCUGCUGGAGAACCAGUGUCCCGGAGGCCUGGCUGCCUCCACGCCAGUCCCGAGGCUGAGCGGCCCUUGGAUCAAGAUGGAGGUGAGUGGCAGGUGCACAGCGUUUCCAGCACGGGCCUGACCUCCACCACAGGGUUGCAUCAUCGUCCGCUCCAGUGGCCGCAUCUCCCGACCAUUAAGGUGCUGGGAAGGCUGGCGGCUGUGGGCGGAGAAGGGGUGUGCGGGAGGCUGGCCCCUCACCUCUCCCGUGGGGUUGCAGCAGUUCUGAACCCCACAUCCCUCUGCGCUCACUUCCCCUGGGCUCUGCUAUUCUCUGCCUCUCUGAGCCUCAGUUUCCCCAUCUGUAAAACAGUUAAUAACCCCAUGCCUUCUCUGGGUGGGUGAGGCUGGCCACAGACCCAGCCAGGAGGCCCUGCCCAUCCCCCUCCUGUCAGCACCCCCCCGUUCCCCCUACAACCCCUGCCUCACCGUGGUGCCAGCCCCUGCACACAGGGUUUCCCCACCAGGGCCCCCUACAGAGUGGAGGGUGCUGCCCCAUGCCCACCUAGCAGAUGAGAUGGCAAGAGUUAGGAACACAGAGGAAGCCAUGGUGGUCCAGCACCCGGCAGGUGGCAGGAGGCAAUUCUAGGUGUCCCAUGUGCUCUCACCUCCUCCCAGGACAGACCGGGGCCCAAUCUCCUAUCCCUGUGCUCUAGAUGAGGACACGAGACCCAGAGACAGGAGUCCGGGCUCACACUGUGGUGCCCCCAGGGACAGGGGCCUCCCUGCUCCACUCUGCCCUUGGGCCAGCCAUAGGAGUAGGGCAGUAAUCACUGCUGCCUCUUGCACCCACACGGUGAUGAUUGGGUGACCCGGGCAAGUCUCCAGCCUCCUAGAGUCCCAGGAAGACAUGCUCAAUGGAGUCUCGGGGGCAUCAGGGGUAGAUACCAGCAGGGAGGGGCCAGGGCAUGGGAACAUCUUGGGCAGGUGGGCAGGAGUCCCUGGCAGCUGAUGGGAGCUGGGCCCCCAAGGGCAGGGGAACCAUUGGCUCUCCCAUGGACCAACCCAUGCCCCAGUGAGGGACAGGUAACCCACGGGUGAGACUUCCCCAUCAGCAGUAGGCAGGGCUGCUGGCUGGCAUAGUGGGAGCCUGGUGGCAGGCAGGGGAGCGGGCUGGGUGUUGUGGUGGGGCCUGGUGGGCUCCGCUGCUCUGUUCUGACCCUGACAGCCAGGGAAGCCUUGCCUGGGAGGCAGGCGAUGGGUGGCACCGUCUCACUGGGGCUGGGGAUGGUGAAGACCUUCUGGAGAGGUCGAGGCCCAGGCCGUAGCUGACCUUGCCCAGCACAGGGCCUGGCCCUGGACAGGGUUUACUGCCCAGAGACACCAAACUGCUGGAGCAGGACAGAGCAGGUGGCAGGAGUCCUCCCCUACCUGGCUCACACUCUCAGCUUGAUCUCCCUAGCUUUGGGGGCUCACUCUCAGGGGCAACCUCUCCCCGCAGCCUCCCCCUCCUGCCACCCCUGAGCACAGAGCCUCCUGCUGGCCCCGUCCUUGGCUCGCUACCGCCCUGGGCCUUCCAUCCUGCCAUCCCCACACCUGCCAGCUUCCGCUCACAGCAACACCAGGCCUGGUGCUGGGCAGGGCUGCCUCACAGAUGGUGACAUCUGACCUCCUCAACUUAAUGAUGAGGAAAUCGAGGUGCAGGGAGGCAGGGAAACCUUCCCAAGGGGUCCCACAGCCUAGAAGAUGCCUGGGGCAGCCUUGACUGCAGACUGGCCAUGACAGAAUGAAUAUCGCCUCAGGCAAUCAGCAUUGGGGUUCGGCCCUCAAAACUGUAUCUCCUUCAACAAAUGGCGUGGACCAGAACAGUCCAGUCAAGGGAGGAAUGGCCAGGGCCUGGGAGCACAGGAUACGAGGGAGGACCCAGAGCAGAGCCGAGGUACCACGCACUCAGGAGCCCAGAAGAAGCCUGGCAGCGGUGAGUGGGGCUGGCCUCGGAUGAUCUGGACCCCCGGCCCUGCUCUCAGCUCUCAGUGCCCCCUUCCAGAUGAGGCAAGAUGCCCCCCGCAGACAGAUAUCUUUCCCAAGUGCCUGCCCCCUGGAGCUGGCAAGCCCAUGCCCUGCUGUCCCCAGAGCAGGAUCUCCCACCAGGCUCAGUAUUCUCUGCUGGGGGCACUGGGAGGGCCGGGAAGGUGGCAGCAGGCCCUGGCCCAGCAGGGGACAGCAGAAUGUUCCAGUCUUGCGGCUCACAGCAGGCAGGACAGAGGCUCAGUGGCACCAGCCCAUACACUCCUGGCCUCAGUCCUCACCACUGCCCCAAAGCCAUGCUCCCAGCCCUUGGCGCUGCUGUCACCAACCACACCCUGAGACCCGCUUUGAGCCGCUCCCUGGAAGGCUGGGUUGGAGGGCUGAUGGGAGAAGCUCUUCCACAAGGCAGGUGCCCAAGUCACAGGUAGGCUCAGCCCAGCCCCACAGACAAGAGGCGUGUCUGCAGCCUGAGAGUUCAGAACCUGGUCAUGUGCCCUGGGCCACCUCCCCAGAAGAAAGGUCAGGAGUGCUCUGCAGAGACCUGUCCAGGGAGGCUGGAGCCUGGCACAGGCUGUUCCUUCCUGCCCAGGAGCCCCUCCCCCAUGGCUUCCCCAACCCCACCUUGGCACCAUGGUAAUGACACGCCUGUGAGUCUCAAAAGAGCCCUGUAUGGACAGUGAGACCUAUAAGUACGCAGACAACAACUGCCACAGUGGCUUCUCUGGUGCCACGGAGAGCCGCGCUGUGGGUGUGGCUGGAACCUCUUUCCUUUGUGCACCUGUGCCCAGCCCAUGCACAGCACAGAGCUGACACCAAGUGAGCACCUGUCACUAAGUGAGGCAGGGAAACAAGGUGACACUUGAUCUGGGCUUUGAAGGAUGAAUAGGAGUUCAUGGAGGGGAAGAAGACAGCCCUUCCCGAGUGGAGGAUGCAGCAGGUGCCGAGGUCUGCAGGUGAUGGGAGCUCUAUGUGCCCUCCUUCUGCCCACCCUCUGCAUGGGCUGGCACGAGCCCGGGGAUGGGCUGAAGAGGUCGCAGCACCUCCACCUGAAGGAAGAAGCAGUUCCUGGCCUAUGAGGAGUCAGUGUCUCCUCCUCCCCGCCCCUGCUCUGGCCUCACAGUCUGUCCCCUGGUCUGGCUCCCCAGCAUAGCCCUGGGCACUGCCCUGAAUGACUCCCCUUCCUCUUCCAAUUCCUACCCCUCCUCCAGGAAGCCUCUGUGGACCACAAUGACACUUCCUGCCCAUUCCUGCCACUCCUGCCUCUGACCCGACCCUGGUCAGCCCAUGUGACCCCCACUCCUGGCUGGACAGCACCCACUGGACAGAUGAGGAUGCUGAGGCUGAGGAGGGUGCCAGGUGGCCCAAAGUGACACCCUCAGCUGGGGCAGAUUAAGUUGGGAAACGCGGGGUGGACUCCUAGGACGAGACUAAAGCCCCUUCUGCCUGGAUGCCUGCACAGGGGCAGCUGCCCACCUGGCCCCAUUCCCAUGACCCCAGGACCUAGGCAGCCCCUAUCCCUGAGGGAGCCUCCUGAAGUCCCUUCCUGUGGUGAGUGACACCUCAGCCCUACCUAGCCAGGGCCCUGCUCUUCUGUCUCCUAAAGGCCCCUCGCCCACCUGACCCUCACCCAGCAACCCUGCCCCGAUCUCCCGGGCUCCAGCUUCUCCCAUGGGCUAGGGCUGGCAGGCAGAAAACUGAGCCCUCCUUCUGUGCCCAUAUGAACCUCAGCCUUGCCAGCUCUGCUCACAGCUUUCCUGAGGGUCCCCGAUCUGUGUCACUAGCUGCCUGUCCCCUUCAGACCCCGGCCACACACAACCACUGGCAUUGGCAGGUACCCCAGAUCAUUUCAUGCCUCCCCUGCCCUGGCCCUGCCAGCCCCCUGCCUGGCACACUCCCCCAACACCACCCCAUCCACACUGCCCAGCUCAUUCUUCCACUUCUCCCAUUCAGAUAAAGCUGAGAUCCUCUGCAGCACUGCCCCAGCCUCCCACGAGGCCAGGCUUACAGUCACCUUGCCACACCCCAGCCCCUGGUGCCUGACCCCAGCCCCAUCCUCCUCCUGAGCACAUGCAGCUGGACCACAGCUGUCCAGAGACAGCUCUCUGAGAACAGGCUGGGGCAAAGCUGCCCACUAGCUGGGACCCCAGGGGUGGAUGGGGCCAGACCGACAGCAGAGCUUGGGAGGUGGGGCACUCAGCUGCAGAGGGCCUGCCCAUGGCCCCCUGUGACCACAUGUGACGGCCUUCAGCUGCCCAGGUCCAUCUCGCCCCUCUGACCAGGUGGGGCGCUGCCCGCGAGCUGGAAGGCUGCAAGCUGUGGGCAACUCCUCCCAGUCCCUACUGGCAUCCCUAUGGCAGCAGCAGGGCAGGUGGGCUGGGGAGAGAUGGGGGAUCCCGGCCUGGCCUCACCCCAUGUGCAGGGAGGCUUGGCCCUAAUGGCUCUACCCCGAGAUUCACGAUCUUGCUCCUCCUAUCUGUCCACUGCUCGCUCCUGCGCUGCCUGCUACCCUAGGGUUGAGACCGAGCCUCAGAUCACCCGGCCAGCUCCCAAGAGCCCCGAGCGGCAAGGCCCAACUGCCAUACAAGUGGGCGGGGGCUCAAAGUCCCCAGUAAGCGCCUGCAGCCAGAGCAGCCUCUGUCACCUGGUGUGAACAGGCCCCUCAGGCUGAGAGACCAGCAGGCCCACCCCAGCUAGGCUGUGUGUCUUCAGGCAAGGUCCCCACCAGCUCUGGGCCUUGGACGGUGAGGAGCCACACAGUGGAGAGAGAGGCUGGGGCUUGAUCAAGCUUCAACACCUGAACUGAUGGGGACAGGCCCCAGGUGCCCCCUCCUCUGGUUUCCUGGCCCCAGGCCCCCUAAACCAUUCCCUCCCCUUCUCCUGGCAUCCCAGUCCUGUGUCUCCAUAGCCAAGGCCUCUCCUGGAAUCAGUUGAACCAGAUGGAGCCUUGUGGACAGGGCCAAGGACAGGGCUUGGCAUGGUGCUGGGCCCACGUGGCCUUUGGUGAAUAAAAUGGUCAGUGGAAAGGAAAGGAGAUGGGGAAACUGAGGCACAGGGAGUGAAGUGCCCAGUACAGGCCAGCACGGCCUCAGGCCCCACGUGGCUGCCUUCAUCCCUGACGCUCACUCAUCUGCCCAAGGCCUAUGCUAGCCCCCAGUGUCCUGACCCAGAGCCUGUGCCACUGGAGGGUCUCUCAGCCCAGGCAGGGGCUGGCGACCAGCUGCUCGAGGUGACCUACAGUUGCGGAGGGGUGGCCUCAGUGCCCCCUUUGUUGCAGGAGGAGGAGGAAGAAGAGGAAGUGGCCCCUCUGCUUUAUGGGGCUGUGAUUCCGGUGCUAAAUGUGGAAAUACGGCUUGGCGGAGUGCCGCGUUCUGCCAAGGCCAGCUCCCAGGAACAGCUGGGCUGCCAGGCCAUGACCCAAGGCCUGGGAACACAGCAAGGCCUAGCCCUGCUGCGAGGCCUUGGGGGUCUGACUGCUCAGGAGGCCGAUGACCUUCCCAAGGGCAGGUGGUCAGAGAAGGGCUGAGAGCAUGCCUGCUGUGUCCUGACGCGGGGCCCUCCCUCCCGGCAGCUUCGGUCCCUGGGCUGCUCCUGCAGGCCUGGCUCUGACGCAUCAUCUGAGGAAUCCCAAGCUCCGGCUCCUGCUUUGUCCCCAUUUCACAGCCGGGAACCAGAGGGUGGGUGAUGUCAACCCAGGGUCACGCGGCGGCGAGUGACAGAGUUGGUGUUGCCAGCAACCCCUGGACGGACCCACCGCCACACCGCCCCAGCACACCCCACUGCCCCCCGUUUCACAGAUGGGGAAGCCAAGGCUGGAGGGAGGCGCAGGGGGAGUGCUCAGGGUCACACCCUGCCUGCACACACUGCCCCAACCUCCGAAGUGAAGUUUGCCUACCUGGCAUAAACCAGGAACCAGCCUCAUCAGGAGGCUGGCACCAAACCCAUUAUGUGUGGGUGAAGGCAGCCACAGGGAGCAUGUACCGGCCAUGGGAGGUGUGCCCCCACCAGCCUGCGGACCAGGGAGGGCUUCCUGGAGGUGACGUGACCAGUGUCCUGAGUCCUGAAGGGCAAAGAGCAAAGUUCAAGCAGGGCUGGGAGUGGGGAGAAGCAUGCACAGCAGCCACAGGUGAGGAAGCCCCUGCCAGGCACGGGGCCUGGGGGCUGGGGGAGGGCAGACAGGCCACCAAGGCCCUUGGGCACCCAUGGGUCCCUGAGGGCCAUGAGGAGUCACUGAGGGUUUUAGCAGGUGAGUGAUGAGAUCGGAGGAAUGUUUUAGUUUUCGUUGUUGUUGUUUUUGCUGUUUGGAGACAGAGUCUCGCUCUGUGGGCCAGGCUGGAGUGCGGUGGCGCGACCUCGGCUCACUACAACCUCCGCCUCCUGGGUUCAAAUGAUUCUCCUGCCUCAGCCUCCUAAGUAGCUGGAACUACAGGCACCCACCAUCAUGCCCAGCUAAUUUUUGUAUUUUUAGUAGAGACGGGGUUUCACCAUAUUGGCCAGGCUGGUCUUGAACUCCUGGCUUCAAGUGAUCGGUCCACCUGGGCCUUCCAAAGAGCUGGGGUGACAGGCAUGAGCCCCACACCUGGCCCAGAGAAGUAUUUUGAAAGUUCCUUUUGGCUGUGUAUGGAUUCUGGAUUGGGGGCACAAGGGUUGGGGCAGAGAGGGCAGGUUGGUAGGUGGGGGCUUCCCCAGGCAGGCGCCCUGCAGUGUGGAGGGGAGGCUGGUAGGGACAGGACAUGAGGCAGGGGCUGCACCCCACGACCCACAACUCUCUCUCCAGUGAUGGAUGAGGGGCAUGGGAUUCAGUAGCUCCUGUUUCUGGCAACGCCUGUGUCUGGGUCUGGUGCUGCCGGGCCUCUGGCCCCCAUUCCCACACCCACUCCCUCUGCUCUCCCAGGUUGAAUCUGCUGUCAGCCCCUGCACAGGGAUUUGCACCCAGGGUGAGCCUGGCUCUGACAGUGUCCCCCUCCCAGCCCACACCCAGCAAACAGCCAUAAGCGCAGUGAGAGCACUGGCUCCUGGUAGCGCUGGGCAGGUGCCAGGGUUGACACUACCAUGAGGGCACAGGGCAGGGGUCACUCCUGCUACAGCCCAGGGACACUCCUCCCAAGUUGGGCCCUGGGUAGUAAUGGCAGGAAGGGUGUUUUGGGCACAGGAACAGCAUGUGCGAAGGCUGAGGUAGAGGGAAGUGCGUGGGUCCCUCGGGGGGCAUUGGUGGGUUUGGGGUUCAGAGAGGGAGACCUGUGUUCACUGUGGGCCGUGGAAGGAGGGAAAGUGCUCCAGGUGGGCAGAGGGGAGGGAGGCAGCCGAGGCUGGGGACAGACUUGGGCCCUGUGCACAUGAGAGGAGGGGACAGAAUGAAGACACUGUGCCUGUGAGCGAGAUCAUCCCCCUGCACUCCAGCCUGGCGACAGAGUGAGACUCCGUCUCAAAACAAACAAGCAACCGUGAACUAACUGCAAGCAAAUGAUGGGGAAAUGGAAGGGCAUUCGAAUUCCUGUCGAGCCUUUAAGAGAAGCCCCCUAGAACCCCGGGGAAGGGCAGCAAGCUCUGAGUGAUGGGGGCUGGCUGGCAGCGAAGGGCCCCAUGGAGCACUGGCCUGGGGCUCUCAUGAUGAGAUCCAGGCUACCGUGCUUGGCAGGAAGACCACGAAAGGACAUCAGGCUCUCGGGUAUCAUAGGAGGAGGUAUCUGUUGAUGUCUGUUUCGUUCCUGGCGAUCAGUUGAUAAAUAAGGAGUUGGCCAGAUUUCCCUGCUGAAAAGUUACUGUGUUUCCUUUUGCCAUUAUUACUGCUUCUAAUCACCUCAGAUGACAUCCAGACUCCCAAGAAGCUUCUAGCCUAGCAAGGGAGAUGACUUACUCAACAAAUAAAAUAAAGUGAAGUCAGCAGGAGGCACCGGGGCUGAAGGAGUACGGAAGAGGAACACGACCCAAGGAAGAGUGAUCAGGGAGGCCUUCCUGGAGGAGGUGGUGCCUGAAGUAAAUCCUCAAAGGAAAAAGUGAAGGGAGGGGAUGCCCUACAGAAGGAAAAGCACGUGCAAAGCAAUGGGAUGGAAGUAGAUGACUGGAGAGAGAGGAGAAGAUGUGACCACGGCGGACUCCAGGUGUUGGGCCCAGGGGCUCUGCCCAGGCCCAUGGAGCUGUCAGCAGUGCAGGUGUUGACCAGUGGGUGGGCUGGGCAGGUGGACAAAUGAGAAAUGAAAGGGCAGGGUGGGCAGAGCAGGGCCAAAGCCAGGGCAACAGCUUGUUGACAUGGGCCCCAUUGACCUUUGUAACCUCUGACCCUCACAGUGACCCUCCAAAGGUAACCUUCUUCCCACGGAAAACAGAGGCACAAAGAGGUGAGACUAUGUGUGCAGGGCCCCCAGCAGAGCCAGGACUCCAGCUCAGGCUCUCAGAGCAAGGGGUGAUGGGGAGGCUGGGCACGGUGGCUCACACCAGUAAUGCUGGCUGAUCACUUGAGGUCAGGAGUUCAAGACCAGCCUGGCCAACAUGGUGAAACCCCGUCUCUACUAAAAUUACAAAAAAAUUAGCCGGGUGUGGUGUUGGGUGCCUGUAAUCCCAGCUACUUGGGAGGCUGAGGCAGAAGAAUCACUUGAAUCCGGCAGGCAAAGGUUCUGGGAGACAGAGCAAGACUGCCUCAAAAAACAAACAAACAAACAAAAAAAAAAUGUGGGGAAGGGAAGAGAGUGUUUUUCUCAGCUGCCCACAUCUUUCUUAUGGGCCUGAGCCUGGCUCUGAAUACCCAGAGAAGAUUCCGUGGGAUCCUGUCCCCAAGAAACCCCCCAAAAAGUUCCAACUGGGCCUCAGUUCCCAACAGGAGGUCCCUCCGUAGAUGAAUUCUUGGGCUCCCUCCCGAAGUGGGCAGAAAGGACUGGGUGAGGGGCCCGGGCCUGGUUUUCACUUCCCUAAGCCCAAGGGUCCUCUUCCUGGCGUAAGGCCUUGAGGACAGAUGGGGAGCCAGUGUUCAUCCUGCUGUUUUGUUAUUUUGCCAAAGCAUGACCCGUAUGUCAGUUUGCCCCAUCGGGUAACUCUCUUCGCCUUAGCAGGGCCCAUCAUUCCUGCUGCCUUCCAGCAAGAUGCCAGAGCAUAUUUUUAGACCAACGAAGUUGGUGGGACAGUGGGUGGGACCUAGAGAGUGACUGACAGUGGGACAGCCCUGAGGGCGGGAAGGCCAAGCAAAUUUCCCUCCCCGGAUGGGGCUGGGAGGGGACGUGGAAUGGUCUGUCAGCUAUGAGUUUGUGGAAGUCAGAGUCAGUGACUUUCAGCUGACCUACCUCAGCCUGGAAGAUUCCAGUAGAGAGGGGGAGGGCCACGGGCUCGAAGAUCCAGGCCUGGGUGCUGGGUCUGAGAGCAUUUCCAAAGCCCUGAGCCUGAGGCUCAAGGUAAUUCACCAUGAGGGCUCAGCUGGGGAGGACAGUGUGUGCUUCCCCCACCUCCCAGCCCCCCGACUCAACCCCAAUACCCCCACCCACCUUGACUCAGGAAAAAGGCCUCCCUCAUGAGCACUGGUGGCUCCCUUUGGGGGCAUGUCAUCAGCACACCCUGGGGCACAACACAGAAUCCAAGGCUGGCAGGGGACAUUUGAGAUCAGCCAGUCCAGCCUCUCAUUUUACAGCUGGGAAUGGGCACAGGACGGCCAUGGCUGCCCAAGGUCACAGAGCCCAGGAGGGAGCAGCAGGCACAAUGGAAAAAGCAAGGUCAUGUGAGCCAGGUCCGGGCACCAGGUCCAGGCCUGCUGCUCCCAGGCAUGUGGCUCAGGGCAAUGGCUCAGCCUCUCUGCCUCAGGUCCACAGCUGGGAGCAGGCAGAGGAACAGCUGUUUGCGGGGCUGCCCGGGGAGGAGCGAGGCUGGAUGCCCUGUGCACACAGCAGGCGCUUCCUCAGCCACUCUGCAGGCAGCCAAGCCGGAGGGCCCUCUGGGCUCCUGCGCCUCUGCCCAGGAAGAGGAGCAGGGACCCACUUCCCUUUGGGCCAACAGUGCCUUUAAGCAACGGGCUUGAAAAUCCCUGUUUAGUGACCACUUCCUAUUGCUUGGCAAGACGAGGACAAAGACGGGUCCAGUUCUCCAGCUGUUGAACAUCUGUCUCAUCUAGAAGAUGAGACAGCAUGUGGAAAAUAAAUGUCUGCGCCUGUAUUAACUGUCCCAGCUUCCGACGGCAGUAAUGGCAGAGCCCUUGGAUCACGAGGUCAAGAGAACAAAACCAUCCUGGACAACAUGGUGAAACCCCGUCUCUACUAAAAAUACAAAAAAUUAGCUGGGCGUGGUGGCGUGUGCCUGUAAUCCCAGCUACUCGGGAGGCUGAGGCAGGAGAAUUGCCUGAACCCAGGAGGCGGAGGUUGUGGUGAGCCGAGAUCGCGCCAUUGCACUCCAGCCUGGGUGACAAGAGCGAAACUCCGUCUCAAAAAUAAAAAUAAAAAUAAAAAUAAAAAAAUAAUUUAACAAAAUCACAUUAAAAGCAUCAAAUGGCUGCCAAGCUAGUGGGAAACCUCCUGGCCAAGCUCCAGGGAAAGAAAGAACCUAGGGAGGAACGCUGGGGCCGCUGUUGCCUGCGAGCAUUUGCCGACCUGGCAAGCUGGGCUUCCACCUUGGAGGGAGGUGGGAGUAGACAGAUGUCAAGGUAUGAGAAGCCUGAUUAGGGAUUCACCCCCGUAUCAAGCUGGGAGCCUGAAAGGCCCCGCCUUGGAUGAAGACUGAAGCAGAGAUAACCCUGACCCCUGCCCCGAAACUUCCCUUUCCGAUUUAGAAGGCAUUCGUUAGCAUUCAAAGCAGUGGGAGGAAAAAAGGGAAGGACGCACAGACUCAAGCACAAAGAGCACGGAGCUCAUGGGGACUUGGAACACUGAUUCAUUGGAACCCCUGGGCAUCUGGUUUCAGGGGGUCUGGGCUGUCCAUGUAAAGGCAAACACAAAUCCUUGUGAGAAGGAACCUCUGUCCUGGACCUCACAGAAACCCCACAGACACCCUUCCGAGGGCCCCAGAAGCACACAAAGGUAUCUAAGUCUGAAAGGGAAGAAGGAAGACCCAGCAGUCAAAGUAGCAGACACCCACACAGUCUGCCCAUAUUGUUACAGAAUUAUCGAACGAGACCCUAGGGGGCAUUUCACACCGUAAUGGAAGAGACAGUCCAUGUCUGGUGGCCAAGCGUAGCCCAGAGCUCAUCACUCCUCCGGGAAAUCCACGGAGGGGUAGGAAGUUCUGGAGUUCAAGCCACUGGGGAGGCAACAGGAGUGUAAGGGGCCACAGUUCAGGCGCUGAUGGGCAGAGGCAGGGAGGGGUGCUCCAAGGAGUCCAUUGGGAGACACAGGCAGGGGCUUCCCCUCACACGGAUGCCCCGUAAAGGUGUGUUCAGCCUCGACGUAGGAAUAACGGGGAAUCUGAUUUGCUAUUCAUUAAACAUCUGCAGGAGCAGAUGAACUCACAAUGCACCUUCACAGCUGAGGCAGAGUCUGCCUUCUAAAAGGCGUGGGCAUUUUCCUAGGGUCCUUUUUCUAUCUUCGGUUUUGUUUGCCGUUUCCUGAAUCUAACACUGUCCGAGGGGGCUGCUGAAGAGUUCAGAAUUUAAUAAUUACCCAAGUUCACAGUUAAACAGUGCCCGGUAGCAGCACGCUCACCGGAUUUGAUCGCUUUUGCUUUGCCUUGCCUGCAUGUGCUUGUCACAGAAAUGCUUUAAAAAGUGGACUUGGGGCCACACACAGUGGCUCACGCCUAUAAUCCCCGUGCUUUGGAUGUCAAGGUGAGAGGAUCACUGGAGGCUAGAAGUUCAAGACCACCCUGGGCAACAUACCAGGGUCCCUUCUGCAGUCUCUCUACAAAUAAAAAUAAUACUAAUUUUAAUUAGGCAGGCAUGGUGGUGCACACCUGUAGUCCCAGCUACUCAGGAGGCAGAGGCAGGAGGGUUACAUGAGCCCAGCAGUUUGAAGCUGCAGUGAGCUAUGACUGUUCCAUUGUACUCCAGCCUGGGUGACAGAGCAAGAUCCAAUCUCCCCCCACCAAAAAAAAAAAAAAAAGGAAAGGAAGAAGACAGGCUUGUGCCACACAAGUGGUGCUUUUGAAUUUCCACUCAAACUAUUGUCUCUGAAUUAGGGCAACACCACUCCCCACAUUGGUAUCUUUGCAGCAGUGCCAUUGUUCCUUACAGAACAGUGUCUCAGGAUGCCGCUCCUGCUCCUCCUGCUGGCUCUGAGCACGUGAGGACACGGGCUGGGAAGGUCCCCUGUGUCUGAGGCCACCGGUGCUCAAGCGUCUUUUUUGGCCGCCCACUGUCUGUAGGACAAUCCCAGCUCCUCAGCCUGUGUCUCUGGCCUUCCAGGUGCCGGCUGCAUCCGUUUCUCAGCCACAGCCCUGGCCUGCCUGGGCUCAGGGCUGACUCUCCAAGGGCAGGCAGCAUGAAGCUAGAGCCUUUUGGCAGCAGGAAGGAUUCUGCCAACUAGGAGCUGAGGCCACACAUCCGGGGAAGGCGGGCUUCCUCUGCCAGAGCCUCUCCCAGUGUGGUGAGGGAGGCAGGCACGCAAAGAAGGAGUUAGAAGAAUAAGGGUUAGUGGGAAACUGAGGUCUGCCCCAGGCAUGAGGGCACAGUGAGGGCAGACUCCUAGCCCAGCAGGGAGGGAGGCACCGAGAGCACACAGCUCUGAGUGAGCAGCAGCUAGUCCAGGCUGGGCAGACAGCCAGUCCCGCCUGCAGCGCCCUCCAAGGUCCCAGGAAGCUGGGGAAUGGGCAGAGCUGAGAAAACGUCUUGCCAACUCCACAGGCACCCAGAGCUCACCAUGUUCUCUGAGAAAAAGUCAGCACUGGGGACACUGGGCAAAGAAGCAGGGGGCCUGCCUGGAAAAGCCAGCUCAGUCCUUGGCACCCACUGAGCACCCACCAGCUACUUAUUUGGUUUUGUUUUAAAAACUCAACUCAGCAUGAACACUCGCCAAGAUGCUUUGACCUAAUUUAAUGCCUCCACCUGGAGAGGGGGAGCAAUGAAUUGACAGUCCCCAGCCUGCUUCCUCGCCAGCCAUCCAAGAACCCUGCCUGCCCCAUGCCACCGUCACAGAGAAACACUGAUUGCCUUCACACAUCUGGCUGCAGCCAGCUCUCUCCUCUGCACACCUUGAGGCUCCCAGGCAGAAGGGAGGUUCCUCCCCAGGUCAGGGGCCCCCUGGGAGGUGUCCAAUGGCGUUCGAGCCAAGGCCCGUGUGGGCGCCGCUCCUGCAGAUUCUCAAGGUUGUAGCCCACACCCUGCUCCUUGGCUUUGUCAAAGAUCAAAAUCAGGCCCUCACAUAGAACUUUAUAUUGUAACGUUGCAAGUCUCAACACAAACCGAUGUGUUGACUUGAAAAUAAAUAUCACUAAUAAAAUGGAGAAAAGGCCUGGCAUGGAAAGAUUGGGAAAUGUCCAGAGUCCUUUGUGCCGCUUCU